AUGUUUGUCGAGGAUGUAGCUGAAUUUGCCCGAGUGAUCCUGUCUACGACAGAGAUGACUUUCCCUUGUGGUUGGUAUCGGAUACAGCUCCUCCUUUUCUGUCAGCUGGCCGCUAUCACCGGUAAUCGUCCGGGGGCGCUACUGAAACUCCGCUUUCGGGAUCUUAAGUUGACAUUGAUUCGGGAUCCAAACGGAGGACGUCCUCGGCUUUUUAUCUACCUCAGACCGGAAUUCACAAAAGGGUUUCUUGGUGAAAAGCAGUCGGAGGCGUUUCCCAUUCCGGAAAUUAUCUUUGAUCCCACGUUGGUCCUCAGUCCUCACGUUUUUCUGCUGGGUAUUCUGUUCAGAAUCGGCGCAUUUAAGAGUCUGUCCAAUGAUAGCCCUGUGCUGGAUUGCCCUGAGAAAUUGUACCGACUUCGGGUCUUACAUGGUCUCGGUGAACAGGAAUUAAAGCUGAAAGACGAAAUCAUGGAUCAGCAUGUGUUUUGCCAAGCUUUGCGGGAGGCGGAUGGGUUUCGAUUUGCACCAGAAAUGCCACUUACCCGGGGAUGGCUGGGCUAUAGAAUGAAAAGAGGUGGUGAGAUUACUGGCUUUGCGGAAGUAGCGAAGCCAUAUUGUCUUCGAUACGGCGCAGCAAAAGCGUUCAACGAUAGUCCGGACGUAUCAAAUGAACUGCAGAACGUCAUGCUGCAGCACGCAAGCAUUGAUACAUUUGUGCGGCACUACAGUGUGGGUAUUCACGUAGAUGCGCAGGCCAUUGUCCGGGGCUUGCCUGCUGAGAAGCAACUCAUGCGGUUUGCCUGCUCGAUGAGUCGGUCCAUCGACCCUCGCAGGCCCUACCGACUGGAAGAUUCAAGCUGUAUCAAUGAUAUCCCCCGUGUGCGUGCCCUGGAAGACACGAAACAUGCGAGAAAGCGUAUUCGUGACGUUAAGAUGCGCAACUAUGAAAAUGCAGAAGCCGCAUUUCUACGAGAGUUCGGUGAUGAUCCGCUGAGUGUAACUCUCUCCAGAAACGCCCGCAAGCGGAGGAAGGCCCUGGAGAAAAGCUUGAAAAAGCUACGUCAAAAAUUCGAUUGCGCAGACGAGCAGUAUGAUCGCGCAGUGAAACAAUUGCGGAACGAGAAGAGGCGGCAAAAGCAUCUGUUGAUUCGUGAGAACCUGGAGCGGUACAAAAAUGAGCAGCCAGUGAUAGACAGCGAGCGGCAACUCUCUGGAAAGGUUGUCGACGAAGAAGUCAUGGGUGCAUUGCAGCGAACUGGCUACAUGACACCGCAGCAUAUGACGCUCAUUGACAGUAUCCUGACUAUGCCGGGUACAACGGUCACGAAAGAAUACGAACGUCGCAUCGCUGCAAUCAAUGCAGUGAUUGCAGUCUGUGAUGCGGAAGAGGGUGCUCCCUCGCGGCCUGGUGCGUCGCAAAAACGCUCUGUCGAUGCUGUUGAUACGCCACCUGCUUCUCCCCUGCCUAAGAGACAAAAGUCUACCCCUUCAGAUGAGAGUGACGAUAGGUUUUCUCAAGCCAUCGCUUCUGUUUGCGUCAAAUCUCGAGAAGAGAGACCAACGAUAUGCUUUAUAUGUCUUGGUAAGGCUAAACUGCCAGAAAGCAAACGGCUGCAAACGUACAAGAACUCUGGGUCCCUCAGCCGACACUUCGUCAACCAGCAUAUCAAGCCGUUCCCAAAUGACAUGCAUUGUGAGUGCAACAUUUGCGGGGAAAAGCUGUUGUCCAAAUCAGGACUCCUGAACCACGCGCAAAGAGUGCAUGGAAUUGUCUCCUGCUUACCCCUACCAGCUCUGGGCCUGCCCCUCCCAUAA
Messenger RNA from Penicillium brasilianum, 1815 nucleotides. NCBI's taxonomy places the organism in Eukaryota, Fungi, Ascomycota, Eurotiomycetes, Eurotiales, Aspergillaceae. The record is from the annotation of a GenBank genome assembly.